This is a messenger RNA of Cladocopium goreaui, 1851 nucleotides long. NCBI's taxonomy places the organism in Eukaryota, Dinophyceae, Suessiales, Symbiodiniaceae. The record is from the annotation of a GenBank genome assembly.
AUGUCUGCGUGGGGAAACUACACUCCUGGUGCUGCCAGCAGUUAUGGUGACAAAGGAAAAGGCAAAGGAAAGAACAUUUGGAGAGGAGAAAGGCUGCCUGACAUCACCUAUGCUGGUGAGACGUUGUCCUCCUGCCGAAAGGACAUCUACAACAAACACCCAACCGUUCGAGGCUGGGAUGCUCAAACAGUCCAUCUCAUUCGGUUGGCCAACAACAUUGAAAUCCUCGAGGAAGAUCGUCCUGUGGACGUCUUGGCACCGGUGAACACCUUAGACGUGUCGAGUUUGCCAGAAGAAUCCAUCAAGUCAUUGAGAAGAGACAUGAAGAUUGAAACGCCCUCGCCCAUUCAGAUGCAGGUGUGGCCUGCUGCCAUGAGUGGCCGCGACCUCAUUGGAGUGGCUCCCACAGGCAGUGGCAAGACAUUGGCCUAUCUGGUGCCAAUGUUCGAGCACUGCAAGGCGCAGGUGGGAGCGAUGAGAAACGAUGAAGACUGCGGACCACAGGCCCUCAUUUUGGUACCGAAUGCGGAUUUGGCACGGCAGAUCAAACGCACCUUUGAGAACACCUGGAGAGCAAAUCAGCUCCUGAAGAUGGAGCUGAUUAUCCCAGGCGAAAAGCGCGAAAACUACCGGCCCUGCGAAAUCCUGGUAGCCUCUCCAGGGAGAUUGUUGGACUUCCUAAGGCACAAUGAAAAGACAAAGUCCGGUUUCCUGCGAAAUUUUUUCAGACGCACCACUUUCGUUGUUGUAGAUGAAGCAGACUCUCUGAUGGUCAAGGAGAGGGACAGGGACGGUGAGCAACACACUUUUGAGAUUUUGAAAUCUUUGAGGAGCGACAUACAGAUGUUGUAUUUCACAGCCACCUGGGACGAUCAGUUGCCCAUGGAGAUCAACAAGAUCUUCCCGAGGAAUGGCGAGCGGCCCAUGCCGAGGGAACCGCUACUCAGUGUGAUCGUCAAUGGAAAGACGCUGUCUGCUUGCAAGAAUGUCCAGCAGAUCUUCCUUCGACGGAACGGACCAGAUCUGGACAGAGAUCCAAGAAGCAUGUUUCUCAACAAAUUCUGGAAGCAAGACAGCGGAAAGAAUGACGCCCUUCACAACUUGCUUUACUGGGCGAUUCAAGACGGUCAAAAGCGAAACGAUGUCGGCAACUCCAAGAUCUUAGUCUUCACGAAUGCCAAGGAGACGGUGGCGCGCCUGACGGACCUCUUGAAGGAGAAUGACCAUCCAGUGGUGGGUCUCACAGGUGACACCUGGCAAGGCGACCGGAACAGGAUCGUCAUGGAUUUUGCAGAUCCAAACAAGACGGACAAGCUGAUCCUGGUGACUACCGACAUGCUAGGCCGUGGAAUCGAUUUCACAACCUGCAGGUGCGUGAUCCUCUACGAGUUUCCACACCACAGGAACGGAGUCCGCGAAUAUGUGCACCGAAUCGGUCGAACGGGGCGAGCCGGAAGGGAGGGAUUUGCCGUGACGUUGUUGGAUGAGCACGAGGGCGACUUCCGACAUUGCAAGGAUAUCACGCAGGUCUUGGAGGCCUCGGAGCAGGAGACCCCCAGAUGGAUGGUAGAGGAAAGCUACAGUCACAAGAAACAUCUCCAAACCUACUGGCGACGACAGGACCAGCUGAGGCGCGAGCGAGGACCAGAAGACCGCGAAGAUCCGGCUGAGACGGCUAAUGGAGCAGAGGCAUCCCAGACAGAGCAGGGCGGCGAGGCAUAUGGAAACGCUCACAAGGAAGGCAAAGUUCCCUGUUCGCCAUACUAUUGCCUGGAACGACUGCUGGAAGAACUCGGUGCUUCGUUCUUACCAAGCCUCGAAAAAGAGAGGCAAAUGCCUUCGGUUUUCUGA